Messenger RNA from Chondrus crispus (carragheen), 1402 nucleotides. RefSeq lists its product as hypothetical. Gene Ontology annotation, cellular component: membrane. The transcript is spliced from 2 exons. NCBI's taxonomy places the organism in Eukaryota, Rhodophyta, Florideophyceae, Gigartinales, Gigartinaceae. The record is from RefSeq and is a predicted model, not a curated record. Bases 1 to 1107 code for a protein of 368 amino acids.
AUGGCCGUUGAGGUUGAAUCUCCUGCUCGACUGACACAACGCCCUCCUUAUAAAAACGACCACAUCCGACCGCAGCCGAAAUGCCAGGACAUCUUCUGCUACACGAGUACUAUGGCCUUCGUACCACCUCUUCCUGUCCUGCACCUCAAUUCCCGACAGCCUCGAAGGCAAUCUCAUUUGCUCCGCAGCGCCUUCCCAGGAGUGUCAUGUCAUCCUCGACCAGCGCGCGCGGCCCGCUCUGUGCUAUGGCACCGCCUUGCAUGUCCAUACAUGGUGUCGUCUCGCAUGCACAACACAUCGCCCCCUGCAUCAGCCCCGCCAACUAGCCCGCCGCCGGUGUCUCCGUUGCUGUCACGAAAGCCUCUGGUAGUUGCCGCUGUUGUUCUGCUGGCCGGUCUGUCAGUGCUGGUGUCGAAGUACGUCAACUUGUCCGCCCUAUUCGCCGCGCUCAACGCGCACGUCGAACAAUUGGGCGUUGUCCGUGGAGGCCUGCUUCUAGCCGCCAUCAACUAUUUCACUGUGCUCUUCUGCUUCCCGGCCAACAUGGGUCUUAUGAUUGGCGCGGGCGCUGUUUUGGGCCCGCUGCCCGCUUUCCUUGCGCUCUUCACAUCGAAGCUUGCGGCCGCAGCCACCGCCUUCGCUCUUGCCCGGGGAGUGCUUCAUGAGAGAGCGACUCGGUGGCUGGAGCGGGCGCCGAAAUUAAAGACAGUGCUCGCGGAUACGGGGAAGAAUGGCGGGUGGAAGUUUGUCGUGCUCAUGCGGCUGAGCCCAUUUCCGGGGUUUUUGCUAAACUAUCUGCUCAGUCUGACAGGCGUCGGGUUUGAGCAUUAUUUGCUUGGCACGAUAGUGGGGAUCGCGCCGAGCAUUUCUAAUCUCGUUUUAGUUGGCGCGACGGCGAAGGACGUAGGGAUCGGCGUUGGCGGAGGGAUUGUGAGGGGCGGAUGGCUGGGCAUCUCGCUCAAAGUCCUGUGUUCGGUGUCCAUGGUUGUUGUCAGCAUCAUUGUCACGAAGAAAACACGGAAGGCUUUUGCAGAGCUGGAUGAGAAUGGGGAGCGAAAGGAGCUGCCAGCCAUGGAUGCUGAAGUCGUUGCGAGGACUGGCCCAUAAAUGCUCUAAUUCUGCGACCGGGGAAGCUAUCGGUUUCCCAUGUCGGGGAGGCAGAUAUCCGCCGGCACCCUCAUCGACAUUUUUGAGGCAUUGUCACAUAGAGUAUCGGAAAGAUGACGUGAUAGGCGCGCGAGGUAUGGCUCUCACGCUACCUGCCACGGAACACUUGCUGACGGUGGCACCGCGACACUUAACUUCUGAACGGUAGGGGUGAGUACUAGUUUUGAAAGGGGGCGAGCGGGCAGUCUCUGACUACGUGUCUAUAGGAAAGGUUCUAUGUAAAUGUAAUACACAA